Molecule: messenger RNA, 1221 nt
Organism: Fraxinus pennsylvanica
Lineage: Eukaryota; Viridiplantae; Streptophyta; Magnoliopsida; Lamiales; Oleaceae
Source: the annotation of a GenBank genome assembly
AUGGAUUUCUUCAGAUCAGUCUUCACAGAACCCUCCUCCUCUGAUUCACAAACAUCCCCACCCGUUUCACAAAAUUCCCAGCCCGAUCCACCCACCAAAUCAAACCCAUGGGCAUUCGGUUCUACCCUGUUGAAAAACAUAGCCUCUAAAUCUGAAUCUUUGAUUGACAAUUACUACAAAGAUCUUCAAGAAUUCAGCUCUGGAUUGAAAGAAGAGACAUCGGUGAUCCGCCAUGCCGCCAGUAGAGCUGUACAUGACCUCCCGGCUCGGCUGGAAUCCGGCGCCGCGAUUGCCCAGGAGUCCCUGGAGGCUGUCGGCCAGGCCAUCGACAACGUGGGGUCCACUGUCUCGGGAAUCAUCGGUAAAGAGCUGAACCCUACUGCUCAUGAUGAUUUUUUGAAUGCCCAUUUGGAUGAAAUUGAUAAAGAUUCGAGCUUUAGUGAAAAUUCUAAGCCGUAUAGCAGAGUAGAUGCGAUACUACGCGCGAUACAGUGUGAUGUUAAAACGUACUGUGAGAAGGUGGAGGAGAGUGAUUAUAAUGAGUGGAAAGUAGGGUUUAAAAUUGAGGAGGAGAAGGACAAAAUCGAGGAGCUCUUUGAAGAAAAUGGGGUGAUUAAGGAGAUUCAUGAUGAACUAGUGCCAUUGAAAGUAGACGAGGAGACAUUUUGGUGUAGGUACUUCUAUAGGGUGUAUAAGGUGAUGAAAGUGGAGGAAACAAGGGCGCGAAUUGUGAAAAGAGCUAUAUCAGGGGAGGAAGAAGAGGAGUUGAGUUGGGAUGUUGACAGUGAUGUUGAUGAUAAUGAAUGGAAUGAAAUUGAGAAGAACGGAAAGAAAGUGGAAAAUUUACCGGUUGAAUAUGAGAAGGAUUUGGAAAGGGACAAUGAGGAUAAACAGGGGGUUUCGGGGUUAAAAACUGAUGGUGGGGUGGAUGAGAAGAAAGAUCUUGAAGAGAGACUAAAAUGCGAUGAAAAAGCAAGUUCAGAAGGGACUCAUGAGAGUGAUUUUUCAGUUCCAAGUCGACCAUCAUUGCACGAGGAAGAAGACCUUGGAUGGGAUGAGAUUGAAUAUAUUGGGAGUGGGGAUGAUAGCAAGGGAAGUGGACGUGGGAGCCAUAGUCCAAGUUCAAACAGAGCUGAUUUGCGCAAGCGAUUGAGUGCUGCUGAGGAAGAUGAAGAUCUGACAUGGGAUAUUGAGGAUGACGACGAGCCUGCUAAGUCAUGA